Messenger RNA from Vitis vinifera (wine grape), 3008 nucleotides. Its product is annotated as jasmonate-induced oxygenase 2. NCBI's taxonomy places the organism in Eukaryota, Viridiplantae, Streptophyta, Magnoliopsida, Vitales, Vitaceae. The coding region runs from base 1763 to 2842 and encodes 359 amino acids. The transcript has 3 exons. The record is from RefSeq and is a predicted model, not a curated record.
AUCCAUUUCUUACUUUCUGUUUUUCGACACUGUGGACGUAAUAUCAGAGAGGGAAAAAAAACAAGGUUAGUAUUUGAUAUUUAUUUUCUCACUAGGGUUGUUUGAUGAUUGUUUUUUAUAAUAAUUUUUUGUUUUUCAAAAUAAAAAAACAAGAACAAAGGAAAAAAAAUUAAAAAUAUGUUUAAUAAAAAAAAAUUAUUUUCUAUUUUUUAUUUUAAAAAACAUCUCUAAUAUGUUUUCAUUUGUUUUUUAAAAAAUAAUUAUAAAUAAAUUUUUAAACAUAAAAAUUAUUUUUAAAAUAUGUUUUAAAAUAUUAAAAACAUUUCAGGUUUUAAAUAAAUUUUUGUUUUAUAAAUUAUUAAAAAAAUUUUAAAAAUAAUUUACAAAAAAUGUUUUUAAUAACUAUUUUUUAGAAUAGUUUUAAAAAACAGUUACCAAAUUUUAUUUUUUUUUCUUUUUAAUAGGUUAUUAUUUGAAAUUUCUUGUACAAAAAUUCAAUUUUCUUGUUAUGUUUUUAAGUUUAUUUUUAUGUUUUUUAUGACAUUUAAAUGAGACAAAUAAAGUAUUUUAAUUACAAAAUCCAAUCAAAUCCAAAAAUCCAACGUAAGAAUCUGAUAUAUUAACCCAUCUUGUGAAUGCAAAUGGAAUCUCACUUUCCUUUUAGGCAUACCUGUAUGGAUUAAUAUAAGUUUGAAUGCUCUUUAUGGUGGGUUCGUUGGCUCAAAAAUCAAUGGCUCGCUUUCAAGGGAAGGAAAUCUUCACUUUUUCAGUAAUAAGAUCGCUUCAAAGCUAUUUUGGUGAUUUUCAAAUAUUUUAGGUCAUAUCUUCACUACCUAUUCCAUCGCCUUUUACUUUAUAUAUAUAUAUAUAUAAUUAACUCAAUUUUCAUUACUUAAUUGAUAAGGGAAUAAAAUCUCCUUUAUUUUUAGUAAAAAAAAUUGUUUGAGUGAAUUUGACUCUUCUUGGAGGUUGGUUUUCAAAUAUUUCAAGGUAGAUCAAUCAAUAUCUGAUAUACAUACAUAUUAUUUAAUACUUAAACUUCGUUUAUUAUAUAUCGAGUCUGUUUGUUUAGAUAUGAUUUUAUAUAAGAGAUUUUAAUUUUGGUUAAUUUUAUCAUAAUUUAGGUUUGUUUAUUUGUACAUGAUUAUUUCAUAUGUUUUAUGUCUCAUAUAUUUGUACAAUUUGAACUUAAUUUCUUGAUAAUUUGGAAUCGUUUAUUUCAGAUAUUUCUUGUCUGGUGUAUUGGUACAAUAUGUCCUAAUUUGAACUUUGAUAAGUACCGAUGGGCUGAUCUUAUAUGAUUACUAUUUCUACUAUUACUAUUAUUAUAUAACCCCAAUGUCAAUGUUGACCGAUGGUGGGUGUGGAGUAAAUCAAAUUGAACAAGGCAGAGAGAGAAAGAGAGAGAUGAGCAGAGCAAUGGCCUGUCAACCUCAGACACACACAGCAAACAUACAAAUGAAGCUGCUGUUCUUCUUUGUUUUUUCAUUUUUUAUAUGCCCACAAAUUUCACGUUGUCCUUCACGUCCACUUCGCUUGGAUGAAUGAAUACAAGCCUCACUGCUUUACUCUUCAACUACCAUCCCAAUCCCAAUCCCUCCAGGGCCUCAUCUCUUUUAUCCCUUUUCCUUUUUUUCUCCCCCCCUCUCUCUCGCUCUCUUUCUUUCUUUCUUUCUUUCUUUCUUUCUUUUUCUCUCUCUGGAUAGGCUGAAUUUUCAUCGUACUUUUAAAGGAUCAACCUUGGAAGCCAGAGGCGCCAGACAUGAAUUGCCCACAAGAUUGGCCUGAGCCAAUAGUCAGGGUCCAAUCUUUGUCUGAUAGUGGCGUGGCUGUGAUCCCUGAUCAAUAUAUCAAACCAUCAAUGGAGAGGCCUGAGGGGUUUUCUGAGAACACUCAGACGAAUAUCCCUGUAAUUGAUCUCGAAGGUCUCUUUGAUGAUCAGCAUGGUCUUAUGCUGAACUCCUCCAUAAUUGAGCUAAUCUACCAAGCAUGUAGAGAGUGGGGUUUUUUCCAGGUCGUGAACCAUGGCGUGAGCCCCGACUUGAUGGACCAAGCUCGCGAGGUAUGGCGAGACUUCUUUCAUCUUCCAAUGGAAAUGAAGCAAGUGUACGCAAACUCCCCCAAGACAUACGAAGGGUAUGGAAGCCGAUUAGGAGUAGAAAAAGGUGCCAUUCUUGAUUGGAGCGACUACUACUUCCUCCACUACAGGCCCUCCUCGCUAAAAGAUCAUAACAAGUGGCCUUCCCCACCUCUUGCUUUGAGGGAAGUGAUUGAGGAGUAUGGCAAACAAGUGGUCGAACUGGCCGGGAAAUUAAUGAAGGUUUUGUCUAUAAACCUUGGAUUAAAGGAAGAGUAUCUACAAAAUGCGUUUGGUGGGGACGACAUAGGGGCCUGCCUGAGGGUGAAUUUUUAUCCAAGGUGUCCACAGCCUGACCUAACUUUGGGUCUCUCAUCCCAUUCAGACCCUGGUGGCAUGACCUUUCUGCUACCGGAUCACGAUGUUCCCGGUCUUCAAGUACGCAAGGACCACAAAUGGAUCACUGUUAAACCAGCUCCGCAUGCCUUCAUAGUCAACAUAGGGGAUCAAAUUCAGGUUCUAAGCAAUGCAAUCUACAAGAGUGUGGAGCAUAGAGUAAUGGUGAAUUCGCUCAAAGAACGCGUGUCCCUCGCCUUCUUCUACAACCCGAAGAGCGAUAUACUGAUCGAGCCAGUGAAGGCGCUCGUGACACCGGAUACACCAGCCUUGUACCCAGGCAUGACAUUUGAUCAGUACAGACUUUACAUAAGGAUGAGGGGUCCAAGAGGCAAAUCCCAAGUUGAAUCUCUAAAGUCCCCUAGAUGAAUUAAUGUAUAUCAAUACAUAGCUAGCCAGCUCUAUUGUUCGUUGGUUGUAGAUCAGAUAGCAAUAAUGAUCAGUCGCAUUUGUCGAUUAUUAACUGUAAAUCUUGUAAUCAUGGAGGGAUUUACAGUAAUAAUAGAAUUGGAACAGAUACAGAAAUUUGAUGGAA